Folsomia candida is the source of this 2630-nucleotide messenger RNA. Its product is annotated as 4-coumarate--CoA ligase 1-like. Lineage: Eukaryota; Metazoa; Arthropoda; Collembola; Entomobryomorpha; Isotomidae. The record is from RefSeq and is a predicted model, not a curated record. Gene Ontology annotation, molecular function: CoA-ligase activity. The transcript has 15 exons. The coding region runs from base 487 to 2106 and encodes 539 amino acids.
CCUGCAAAUUUCCCUGUCUUGUGCGGUUUGACACAAGGAGAUUUGACGUGCGGGCUUCCAGCUAGCUAUUAAAUACUACACUUCUAGGUCAUUCCUUGAAACCAAACCGUGUCAAAUGAAUAAUUGAGAAUACCUUCCCUCAUCAACUUUAUGUCACCUUGCUUCACUCUGCAGGCUUGGAAUUAUGCAUGUCCCUGUCGACUGAUAUGAUACCAACAGCGGCACUAAUAACCAACUACUAAGAAACUGGAAUACUUGGUGAAACAAUUUGUGCAUCUUUUCUCAUUCGAGUCAAGUUCAGAGGAAGUGUGUCCCCAAUUCCACGAGCAACUAGAGAUUUUUCGAGACUGGAAGAGGCACUGUGAGACCAAGGAUAUUGUCAAUUAGUGGCCUACUGACUGACUUCACUCCACUAACAAGUGCUUAACAAUUUGGCUUGAAGUUUCGAACUGGAAAUUCUCUGCUACACAUCACAUCUUCUCGAAAAUGAAGAACUACACUUUAAGUUCGCCAUUUGAGGAUAUUCCUCUGCCCCAAAACACCAUAUUGCCGACAUACCUGGUUGAGAAGGCUAAUGAAUACGCCGCACAAGGGAAGACGACAUGCAUAACCGACACAAUCACAGGAGAAUCCUAUGACUUUGGAUCGUUUGACAGAACCACUCAAAGCGUAGCAAGUGCCCUUUACAAGCGGGGAUUCAGAGCUGGGGACAUUGUAAUUUAUCUGACCUAUGACCUUUCUAAAUUGCACAUAUUUUUCACCGGAGUCUGGCGAGCAAACGGCAUCCCAAGAGCCUCUUAUCCUGAAGACGACGAGGCAACUCUUUUACAUCGAGUCAAGGAAUCUCGAGCUGGAUGGAUUUACUGUGAACCUGAGAUGGCAGAAAUAUGUUUAGCAGUUGCAAGUGAAAUUUAUUGGGACGUUGAUGUCAUUGUAAAUGGACAGGCGAAAGGUUGCUUAUCAAUUUUUGAUUUGAUGAAUGACGACGGAUCAGCAAUGCCAAAACUAUGCACAAACCUUAGCGACCCUGCCCUUAUAUUAAGCACGAGUGGGACAACUGGGCCAAGUAAAGGAGCAGUGUUGUCGCAUGAAGCCUUGAUUACGGUCGUAUUGUCCAUGGUGAAUCGACCUUUGGACAAGGAAAACCCGAAUUUGACCAUUACAAAGGGCACGCAUAUUUCGGGCUGCGUCAUUCCAGCCAUCGGGUUUGUCGACGGAGCCCACGUCCUUGUCAUGCACACAAUUAGACCAGAAAAUGUUUUUGAAGCCAUCAAAAAGUACCAGCCUCGACAUAUUUUCGCAUUUCCAGGAAUGCUGUUGGCCCUUGUUAACCACCCCCUAGCUGCACAGUAUGAUUUUUCUUGUUUACAGUGGGCAAGCACUGGCGGCUCCCCAUUGACGCAUGCGAUGGUGAAGAUAAUUUUAUCCCUUCCAAAUAUGAAGAAGGUUUUCAAUAUUAUGGGUACGACCGAGGUGGGACUUGUCCUUAGCACAAUGGAGUUUGACACCGACAAUGCACCACCUGAUUGGGAACUACCUGGACUUCCAGAAAAUUCCGUUGGAAAACUAAUGCGUGGAGUUUCCGCUCAAUUUAGAGAUUUGGAAACCGGAGAACAAAUUCUAGGUCCAAAUGAAACUGGGGAAUUAUACAUUCGAUACAAAGGAAUGUUCUCCAGCUAUUAUAAAAAUCCAGUGGCAACACAGAAUUCUAUGACCUCAGAUGGUUUCUUUAGGACGGGAGAUGUGGGAUUUUAUGACGACGACGAAUUUUUGUACGUGGUGGACAGAGCAAAGGAGAUCUUUAAGUAUUACGGGAAUCACGUCUCACCAACGGAUAUUGAGAAUGUCAUCAACAACCAUCCGGCCGUAGGAGAAGUUUGCGUCGUGGGAGUGGUCGAUCCUGACGGAGGUGGUUACAUUCCACGAGCGUUUUGCGUCAUUCUGGAAGACUUCCAGUGCACUGAGGAGGAAGUGGUCGAGUUUGCAAAUGGUCAAUUGCCGAAUUUUAAACAUGUUCGAGGAGGUGUCUACUUUGUGAAGCAACUUCCGAAAGGGAAAACAGGGAAAGUUUCUCGACAACUCGUGGAGCAAAUAAAAAUAGACUAAUCAUUCACCACUAAUAGGAACCUGUAGUUCAAUUGUCCUACAUUUCCAUCGGUUUGACAACAUUGACACAUGCAGAAACGUAGGACUUAAACUCGUAAACAAUGUACAACGUGUAGAUCCUAUAAAUAUUCAUGGCUUCAAAAAUCCAGUCCACAAUGUCCGACCUGACACUCAUGAUUCCAACAAUGCUGUAAAGCGUGAACAUUACAGUGACGCCCAAACGACACCAAAACCAGGUCUUCAAUGCGGACCCAUCCUUCUGCAAAUACAAUUUAUUUGCCUGGUUAAGUUGGCGGAGAUUGGAAUUGGGAAUUAUCUCAAAUUAGGAAACAACUUACGUGUGAAGCAGCUUUCAACAAAAGUCGACACAUCCAAACCUAAGUUAAGGUCAUGCAAAUAUGGACAUUGUUCCGAACGUAAAAAUUCUAACGUGUUAAAAACAUUGUCUACCUCCAUGCAAAUGUGGGCGAUGGCAAAAAUCACAAAGCAGAGCAACAGAACUAUUAAAAUGUCUAUAAAAAAUG